AUGGGUGAGUUUGGCAGGGUGGCGGAGGCGGUGGAGAAGCUGGUGUUGGACUUACACCAGGAUAAGGACCAGCUGGUCAGAUGCUUCUUGGAUGAUUUCCGCAGCCAAGAACUGCUCCUGGCUCUGUGCAAGUGUCUGGCUUCAGGAGAGCCACGCCUCUGCAGUCACGUGGCCUAUGUGUUGGGCACGAUAGCUGAGAAUGAGACCGGGGCCCAGAGUUUGGUGGCUGUGGGGCAGUCCCAGACGUCGGCAUCUCACGGUCUUCUUCACGACUUGAACGCCAUGUUGAAGUGGAGUGAUGCAGAGGCGGUGAUGAACGCAGCCGGGACACUCGGCACAAUGGCUGAAACCAGUAACGGUCGCCAGUGGCUUCUGAAUGAUUCUGACUUUAAGGGCAUUGUGGACAAUGUGACCGCCCUCCUGGACAGCCCAAACGAGUGGACGGCCAGCAACGCAGCUUUGGUCCUGGCGAGGAUUUCUCUGUGUGAGGACGGCUGCAGGAAGCUUCUGGAGCAGCCCAACUCCCAGCACACUCUGAGCAAGCUGAUAGCAUCCCUGGGUGUGGAUGAGGCAGGCUGUGGAAUGCACGCUGCCUUCGCGCUCGGGAGAUUCUGUGACCUGGACAUCGGGCGCAAGCGGAUACUGAACAUGAAAGAGGCACCAAUCGCGAUCGAAACGUUGGAGAAGAUGAUGGCGAGCGGAGAUACAGGCGGAAGCAGAAACGCUUGCUUUGCGUUGAGCUGCCUGGCGACAGACAGAGAGGGACACAGUCACAUUCUGACAAACCAGGUCUUCCCAGAGGUAUUAGAUACUCUGUGUGGCCUCGUGGAGUCCGAGGAGCAGGAGUCGGCCUGGUUUGCCGCCAUGACGCUGAAAGUGUUAGCCAGCCAACCAAGCGGGGUUGUCAAACUUCGAGCGCACCCGAAGCUAACGGCACUUUUAAAGACUGUGGCCUGUUCGCUAACUGCUGGGAAGGACCUCCUGGAGGAAGUGAACGUCACCUUGAGAAAACUGCUGCCUCUCUCCAAGCCAACGCCUCCUCGGGCAGAAGUGCCGAACACGAACUCGAUCAGGAUCACCUGGAGCAAGGUCGUGCCCGAGAGCGGCCUGGAGAUCACGUACAGGCUGUUGAAUGGAGACCAAGUGUUGUACGAGGGCUCCGGCAGAGACUGCCUGCUGUCGGACGUGAAGCGUGGCGAAAAGUACGCCUUCAGACUUCACGUUUCCACCGAGGGGGAUGCCGGCCAUUGCAGCGAUGUGACCGCGUUUACCGCGGUGGGGUCGGUAUCGAGUCAACCUCUCCGCUUGCGGCUGGUGGGUUGCACCCCAACCCAGGUCAAGCUGGGCUGGAACCCGCCAGCCCAGUCCAACGGAGUCAUCAAGUAUUACCUGGUGCAGAAGGGCGAGCAGGCCAUCGAAACCACCUCACAGCUGACGUGCAUCGUGAGCGGCCUGACCCCCUCCACCAGCUACGAGUUCGGGGUGUGCGCCGUCACCAGCCGAGGGCGGGGGGAGCGAGCCCUGCUGAGCGCUCGCACGGAUUGCCCGGGUGACCACGCACCCAGCAAGCUGGCGGUCACUGUGCUGGGGAGGAACGAGAUGUUUAUCACCUGGGAUGUGCCUCAGGUGCCGCUGGGCAGGCUCUUCAACUUCGAGCUGUGCCUGAACGGGCAGGUGGUUUACAUGGGGCCCGAGCGCUCCUUCACUGCCAGGCGCCUGGCGGCCAACACCGAGCACUCCUGCUCCGUCAGCGCCAUCACCAGCGAAGGCAGGUCCCAGAGCCGGACGGUGACCAAGAAAACGGCCAAGGACGAGUACGGAAAGACGAGCAGAUACUUUUAUUCCUUUUCACGGACAAACCACUCGCUGCCUUUGACCUCGACCAAAGGACCUGCUGAAGCGAGAGAGAGACUCAGGAGGUCCAAAACCCAAGUGUGCGUUCAGAGAGAGCAGUAUCCAUUCAAAGGGUCAAAAGCUUCUCUGAUGCUCACCAAGGGAGCUCAGAAAGGCACCCACAAACAGUGUGAAAAUGACACAAUGCCCAGUCCAGCCACACAACGCAAGAGGGUUUCGCUGAGGUCUUCAUUGACGGAUUCCAGCGAGUUCUCAUCAGACUGCAACGAGUUCUUAUCUCCUGAGGCAGUGAAACCUAAUGCGACUUUGAUCCAGGAUCCAAAGAUGGCAGAUGCCAGGCAGUGUGUGGGCGCCUCUCUGAAUGAAAACAGCCGGGAGAAUUUAGAGACCAAGGCUGUUCUACCCACUGUAAGAGCAAUGGAUGGCAGCCAGCUGUCCCUGCAGGGAAAGGACACCAAACCUCAAUUGAAGACCUCAUGCGAUGCUUCUGCUCGUCUCGAGAAGCAGAGCCGGUCGCAGAGAGUGAGGAACAUCCUGAGCUGUGCUCGAGCUGCCCGGGUGGUGAUGUGCGGCGAGAUCUACGAUAUAAACGCGCAGCUUCAAGUGCUCAAACCCGCUUUGGUCCCGGAGGGGUGUGCCAAAGCCGAGACCCAACUGGUGCGGAGAGAUUGGUGGAGGAACAGGGCUGAGUGGUCUCCGAAACGAAAGGUUCUGAGGUGUAAAAAAGACACUGUACAGCAGCCGGAGACAUCCCAGGAUCACUCUUAUUGUUGGUUUCAAGCUGUGCCGAUCGCGAGAGCAGGUUGUGCCCACCUCGACCGAAACACGCCUACGCAGUCCGUCAAAGAGGGGGGUGACAGACUGCAGAGACACAUUGCUAUUGCAGAUUUCGUGCCUGUCAGUAAACGCCCUUUGUUACCGAAGCUCAACAGGAGGAUGAGCAGCACAAAGAGAUUACAGUCGACCACAAACUCAACCUCAUUCUGUGGCAAUUGGCAAGACCUGUGUCAUCGGGACAGACCAGAACCCACGAAAGAGCUGGCCGUAGGGAUGGGUGUAAACUGCACAGCACGGCGAGGUGGGAAGCCACUGAGACGAUCGGUGUCGGUUCUGCCCAAUCCUGGCCAGAAUGCGGCCUCUGCAUCCGAACGCAGGUCCACGCGUUUUCAAAUCGAUUCAGAAAUACCAAACCGCUUCUCCCUGUCCACUGGAGGGGACAACCUUUGAAUGUUCUCGGGGGCACGUAUUAUAAAGUGAGAAUGGAGCAUCACCUCCAGCCGCUGUCCUACAUCCAGAUGAAGUCUGUGGAACGUCGCA
This is a messenger RNA of Callorhinchus milii (elephant shark), 3171 nucleotides long. RefSeq lists its product as uncharacterized. Gene Ontology annotation, molecular function: protein binding. The coding region runs from base 1 to 3081 and encodes 1026 amino acids. NCBI's taxonomy places the organism in Eukaryota, Metazoa, Chordata, Chondrichthyes, Chimaeriformes, Callorhinchidae. The transcript has 18 exons. The record is from RefSeq and is a predicted model, not a curated record.